AUGGCAUCCUCAUCCACACCAUCGGCUUCCUCCAAUGGAGGAGCUGGGCCCUCAAAAACAAGUGGCGGCGAGUCCACUGUACAACCGAUGCCAAUGGCCAGCGGCGGCCUUCACUCUGGGGGCGGCGGGCCAUCCGGCUCGGCAUCGCAAUCUGCUAGUUUUGGAGGACCCUCUUCGCACACAGCAUCAGACACUGGAUCGGUGGCUACAGAGGAUGAGGAGGACUUGGAAGACUACUGCAAGGGCGGCUACCACCCUGUGCAUGUAGGUGAUACAUUCUCGGAGGGGCGGUAUUUGAUCGUCAGGAAGCUGGGUUGGGGUCACUUCUCCACGGUGUGGUUGGCAAAGGAUCACAAGAUGAACCGUCACGUAGCUUUGAAAGUCGUCAAGUCGGCUCCGCACUACACUGAAACAGCCUUGGAUGAAAUUAAGCUCCUGCAGAAGCUGGUCGCAGCUAAUCCAGGGCAUGCAGGCAGGCGGCAUUGCGUCUCACUACUCGAUCACUUCAAGCACAAGGGGCCAAAUGGCUCACAUGUGUGUAUGGUCUUCGAAGUGCUCGGAGAGAACCUCUUGGGCCUCAUCAAGAGGUAUCAACACCGUGGUGUACCCCCUCACAUUGUCAAGCAGAUUGCGAAGCAGGUGCUACUGGGUCUGGAUUACAUGCAUCGAGAGUGUGGGAUUAUUCACACGGAUCUCAAGCCAGAGAAUGUUCUCAUCUGCAUCGACGAUGUAGAGUCUGUGGUACAAGCCGAGCUCCAGACAAAUCCUGCAGCAGUGCCCACCAAGCUGGUCGGUGUACCCCCAAGUCAGGGACGUGGAGGUGCACAGACGCCGAGGCGGGAAGGCAUCUUCAUCACCGGCUCGCAACCACUGCCCAGCCCUAGCAGCAGUCUCAGCUCGAGUCCCAUGCUGGAUAAGUGGGCAUUUGCAAUGUCGAAGAUCGAGGGUCGAGAUAGCGCGAGUGGAAGCUUGAAGAGCGUAUCGUCGGUGCAAGGGUCCGGCAAAGGCAUUCAGGAUAAGGAGCAGACUACGGAGGGAAUCCAAAAGGGUAUGGAUGGACUUAGCACUGGCUCUAGUGGAGAGCCUUCCGCCUUCGGAAGCAAGGGAGGUCCAUCUGUCGCCGCAUCGCAGGCUAAGAAGGGUCCUUCCCUCCUUUCGCAGCAAGCACCCGGUGUCAAGACAGCUCAACCUCCAGGAACUCCACCGAUGCCUUCUCCGUCUCGUCCUGAGUUCAGCAAUUCGCCGUCGGGCGUCUCCUCCUCCAUGGCCUCCUCUUCUGUCAACGACUCCAUCAUGUCGUCCGAUGCCGGAUCUGCCGAGUCAAGAGUUCCACAUGCAUUCGUGCCAGCCGUCAAUGCUGGGGACCCCACGACCCUGCCACCACCUCCCCCUUAUGACCCCAGCUCUCUGGAGAGGAUCACAGUCAAAAUUGCAGACUUGGGAAAUGCCUGCUGGGUCGACCACCACUUCACAAAUGACAUCCAGACAAGGCAAUACAGAUGUCCCGAAGUCAUCCUGGGUGCCAAAUGGGGACAAACGGCAGAUGUAUGGAGUGCUGCAUGCAUGUUCUUUGAGCUCCUCACCGGAGACUAUCUCUUUGACCCUGCUGCUGGGUCGAAGUACAACAAGGACGACGACCACAUCGCGCAAGUGAUCGAGCUGCUCGGAGACUUCCCCAAGUCUCUGGCCUUCUCUGGCAAGUACAGCGCGGACCUCUUCAAUCGCCGUGGUGAACUGCGUCAUAUCCACAAGCUGCGCUUCUGGCCCCUCAUCUCCGUCUUGCAAGAGAAGUAUCUCAUGCCAUUGGAGGAUGCCAAGAAGCUCGACACAUUCAUCAUGCCGAUGUUGAGGCUGCAUCCCGACAAGAGGACAUCCGCAGAGGUGGCUCUGCAGCACGAGUGGCUAUCGGGGGUCAUUGUGGAAGGGGAGCUCGAACAGAUGUUCAAGGCUGGUCAGUUCGAUGAUCUCGCAGCGAUUGCCAGCGGUGGUGGACGCAGUGGAGGUAGUCUCAUCAGCGCCGUUGGCAAGGGUGUUGGCCCAGAGACAGACCUCGAUGCUCUUGACGCUCUUAAGCCUGUCAGCAACUCUUUGGGCUCCAGCUUGGCCGACUCUCCUACAGGUGGACCCGCUCCGCUGACACUAGACCCAAAGGCCUUGCAAGCAGCGCAGGCAAAGGCGGCUGCGCACGCCGCUGCCCAGCAAAAGGAGCUGGAGUCCUCCUCAAGCGAGGGCGCAUCUAGCUCUUUCCCAUCGUUAGCAGCAGAUGCCGAGGUGAGCGAAUCGGCUUACACAACGGAAUCAGGCGCAGGUGACAACGACUCGACCUGGAAGGCGCAGUCAUCGACUUCAGCAACGGCCUCUUCUGAGCAAGCAGGUGCAGCGCUACAGCCAUCUUCGCCCUCGCAGAGCGCGAUGCAGGCCACGCCUAGAGCGGCAGGCCAGCCAUCUCGAAGGAACCAUAGCUCGCCUUCGCCCCAUGCUCUGCCGCCACACGCUGCUGGACCAAACAAGACACCGGCGCCUCAGCCCGUCUCCUAG
Molecule: messenger RNA, 2538 nt
Organism: Microstroma glucosiphilum
Lineage: Eukaryota; Fungi; Basidiomycota; Exobasidiomycetes; Microstromatales; Microstromataceae
Product: kinase-like protein
Exons: 3
Coding region: 1-2538 (845 amino acids)
Biological process (GO): protein phosphorylation; spliceosomal complex assembly; regulation of mRNA processing
Molecular function (GO): protein kinase activity; ATP binding
Source: RefSeq, a predicted model, not a curated record